AUGUUGAGGAGAUCAGGGCUGUUAUUUUUUGUGGGGUUUCUGUCAUGGGCUUUAACGGCAACCCAAAUUCCUGCACCCAAGAUAUGCGGUUCUCCAAAAGGCCCUCCUGUUACAGCAGCAAGAAUAAAACUUAGUGAUGAAAGGCAUUUGGCCUACAAAGAACAUGGUGUGCCUAAAGAAAAAGCCAACUAUAAAAUUAUUUUCGUCCAUGGUUUUGAUUCUUGCAGGCAUGAUGCUGUCAUUGCCCAAACACUCUCUCCGGAAAUUGUUAAAGAGUUAGGGAUCUACAUUGUCUCUUUUGACAGACCUGGUUAUGGGGAGAGUGAUCCUAAUCCAAAGAGAACAGUGAAGAGCAUGGCUUUGGAUAUAGAAGAGCUUGCGGAUAAGUUGGAACUAGGAUCAAAAUUCUAUGUAAUAGGUAUCUCAAUGGGUGGGCAGGUGCUUUGGAGUUGCCUCAAGUACAUUCCUCACAGGUUGGCAGGGGCUGGACUAUUAGCUCCAGUGGUUAACUACUGGUGGUCUGGUUUUCCUGGAAACCUAUCAAGUGAAGCCUACAACCAGCAGUUUCGGCAAGAUCAAUGGGCACUUCGUGUUGCUCACUACAUUCCCUGGCUUACCUACUGGUGGAACACUCAAAAAUUGUUCCCCUCUUCUAGUGUUGCAGGUCAUAGUACGGAUGCUCUUUCUCCCCAAGACCAAGAACUCGUGCCAAAGCUUAUUCGGAGAAUAAGCCAUAUGGCAGAGGUAAAACAACAAGGAGCAUUUGAGUCCAUCCAUCGCGACAUGAUUGUUGGAUUUGGGGACUGGGAGUUCAGUCCUAUGGAUCUGGAAAACCCAUUUCCAAACAAUGAAGGUUCAGUCCACUUGUGGCAUGGAGAUGAUGAUAGGAUUGUGCCUGUUACACUGCAACGAUACAUUGCCCAACAGCUACCAUGGAUUCACUAUCAUGAGAUUCCGGGAGCUGGGCACUUGUUCGCAUAUGCUGAUGGAAUGUGUGAUUCUAUCAUCAAGGCAAUUUUGACAGGGGAGUAGACUACUACAUAUGUAAUGAGCUAGCACAGGUCAGUUGGUCUGUGCAUUACAUUUUCUCCUUAGUGUGGACAUCUGAAAUUUUAUUAACUGUCGUAUAAGAAUACAGUUGAUACUAUAAAGGAAAUUUUUAGCCA
Molecule: messenger RNA, 1166 nt
Organism: Quercus robur (English oak)
Lineage: Eukaryota; Viridiplantae; Streptophyta; Magnoliopsida; Fagales; Fagaceae
Exons: 4
Coding region: 1-1032 (343 amino acids)
Source: RefSeq, a predicted model, not a curated record